Sorex fumeus (smoky shrew) is the source of this 309-nucleotide messenger RNA. Its product is annotated as translation machinery-associated protein 7B-like. NCBI's taxonomy places the organism in Eukaryota, Metazoa, Chordata, Mammalia, Eulipotyphla, Soricidae. The coding region runs from base 16 to 210 and encodes 64 amino acids. The transcript has a single exon. The record is from RefSeq and is a predicted model, not a curated record.
GGGUUGGCAGGCGCCAUGUCCAGUCAUGAAGGUGGCAAGAAGAAGACCCUGAAGCAGCCCAAGAAGCAGGCCAAGGAAAUGAAUGAGGAAGAUAAGGCAUUCAAGCAGAAACAGAAGGAGGAGCAGAAGAAACUCCAGAAAACAAAAGCCAAGGCCUUGGGUAAGGACCCCCUGGCCACUGCUGGAAUUAAGAAAUCUGGCAAAAAGUAAGCUGUUCCUUGUGCUGGAGAUAAUGGUAAUCUUUAAUUCUAUUACUGGUUAAACAUCUGGAUUCCCUGUGUAGCCUCUGUUGCCAGCAGCACCUAGAAU